UUUUUCUCCCAAAACAUUCUUCAGUUAUGGGAGUUAUAAAAUUUUAUUCCCUUUUUCCCUACUUGGAUGCAGGCACUCAGCUCUCCUUACUUGGACAAUGCAUCAAAUUCAAAAAACAUGAGGAAUCAACAGUCUGUACAUGGAGAAAGAAAUUCUGUUUUUCCAGAGGACCCGGGUCAGCUGUUGAAUGACAAUAAUGGCCUGAAAAGAAAGGGAGCUCCAAACCAGGAUGCAGAAGAAAAACCAAAGGACUUGAAGAGUAGAGGGUUGUGCUUGGUCCCAGUGUCUUGUACCCAACACGUUGGAAGCGAAAAUGGGGCCGAUUACUGGCCACCUGCAUACGGCAGAGGAUUUUAACAUUUCAUAUGUUAAGUGCUAGCUGGAAUUAAUAUUUCAUAUUUGUGGAUUAUAUGAUAUAACAUCGUGAACACUCAAUCUCUAAUAAUCAAAAGGCUGAUUGCUCACGAUGCUAUAUGCCAUUCACUCCAUGGAAUUUUAUAUAUCCUUUCUUAAAUCAUCAUGUACUUACUGGCUAGCUCUCAUCUAGUUAGGAUAACUUUUUUAAGAUUUCUCUAAACUUUAAUCAAUCUGUACUAUGUUCGUGCUUCUUCUAAAUAUGCAUCUUGACUUUCAAAGGAAAAAGAAAUAUGCACUGUGCGGAUCUCAUAUUCUUCCUUA
This is a messenger RNA of Cajanus cajan (pigeon pea), 678 nucleotides long. Lineage: Eukaryota; Viridiplantae; Streptophyta; Magnoliopsida; Fabales; Fabaceae. The record is from RefSeq and is a predicted model, not a curated record.